AAAUAAAGCCAUAGAUAGAAUGUAAUCUCAAAUAUUUAUCCAUUUUGUCACCUUCGUUUUUGUUUCCUUGUACCUAUCAUAUCUCCUCCUCUUAAGUCGGUUAACAGAAUCUCUACAUAUUCUCAACCUUAAUUUCUUCCAUUUUCAGUUUCAUCAAUCAUCCAUGGAGUACAGAACCUUAGACCUCACUCUCAUCUCUGCAAAAGGACUCAAGAAUGCCACUCUCGCCGGAAAAAUGGACGUCUACGCCGUCGCUUCCAUCUCCGGCAGCUUUCAAAAGCUUAGAACCCCUGUGAACAAGGGCGCAGGUCCAAAUCCUACAUGGAAUUUCCCCAUGAAGUUUACCGUCGAUGAAGCCGCCGCCAUGCACAACUGUCUGACGCUCAUCGUCAAAAUCAAGGCCGUAGGGAUGUUCGUGAAUAGGGAACAGGGUGAAGUCCAUGUGUCGAUCAAAGAGCUCAUGGAAGGCGUGAAAUCUGAUGGGAGGGCGAUGCAGUUUGUUAGUUAUCAGGUGAGAAGGCCAUCGGGGAAGCCAAAAGGAGAAAUCAGCUUUUCGUAUAAAUUUGGGGAAAAAUUCUCCGGUAAGGCGGAGGAGCCGGUGAUGGCGUAUCCUCCCGGGAGAGCUGUUGGAUCCAGCUCCGGUUAUCCACCGCCGUAUGCUACUGAAUACCCUUCUCGGCCACAGGCUGGAUAUGCGUAUGCUUCUUAUCCUCCUCCUCCACCACCGCCGGUGUACGGUGGUUAUCCUCCGCAACAGCCUCCAAUAAACAACAGAUCUGGCAUGGGUGUUGGAACCGGUUUGUUAGGCGGAGCACUGGGUGGGAUGUUGCUCGGCAGUAUGUUGUCGGAUGCUGGCGGUUGCGGUGGCGGUUGCGGUGGUGGCGGUUGCGGUGGCGGUUGUGGUGGUGGCGGUUGCGGGGGUUCGUGAUAUCAAGUGUCCAAGUUAGGAAAGAACGAUAUCGUAGUUUGGUUUUUUAUAUGAUUUUCGUUUGUGUUAUAAAUGGUUAGAAAUAAUAUCUUAUUUAGUAUAUGAUUUAAAACAAUCUCGUAUUUAUAUUAUAUUAUUAGAAGGGUAAUUACUUAUUGUAGCAAAAUACAUGUUAAUUUUAAUA
Messenger RNA from Cynara cardunculus var. scolymus (artichoke), 1112 nucleotides. Its product is annotated as protein SRC2-like. Bases 164 to 928 code for a protein of 254 amino acids. The transcript has a single exon. Gene Ontology annotation, biological process: defense response. The record is from RefSeq and is a predicted model, not a curated record. Lineage: Eukaryota; Viridiplantae; Streptophyta; Magnoliopsida; Asterales; Asteraceae.